CGGGACAUCCGGUUCCGUGGAUAAUCGCAAUAACACCGGUCGAGAACUUGUACGUAUACUGCCGUGGACCCUUUCCUUCUCCGUCCCUUCGGUGCCGGGACUUGUAGUAAACUUAGAAAAAAUAUGAUGCAAGCCAACCUUUGGAAUUUAGUGACCGCCAACAUCAAACCAACAUGCUUGAAGCGUGUUCUCCCAGGUAUGACAGUUGUCCAGCAACGCAGGUAUGCCAGCACACUGGACGCAGACUUAGUGGUGAUCGGUUCUGGUCCUGGUGGCUAUGUAGCUGCGAUCAAAGGAGCGCAGUUGGGGAUGAAGACAGUCUGUAUAGAGAAAAAUCCAACCCUGGGUGGCACGUGCCUCAACGUUGGAUGCAUUCCAUCGAAAUCACUGUUAAAUAAUUCACACUACUAUCACAUGGCACACAGCGGUGAUCUGCAGAACCGUGGUGUCGUUGUAUCUAAUGUUCAGCUCGACCUCAACAAGUUGAUGGAGCAGAAGACAAACGUAGUUAAGGCUUUGACUGGUGGAAUUGCGGGUCUCUUCAAGAAAAACAAGGUCGAGUGGGUGAAGGGUCACGGAAAGAUUACCGGCAAGAAUCAGGUGACCGCCCUGAAUCCCGACGGAUCGGCGGAGUCAACCAUCAACACCAAGAACAUUCUGAUCGCGACCGGUAGCGAAGUCACACCUUUCCCCGGCAUUGAGAUCGACGAGAAGCAAGUUGUGUCCUCGACUGGCGCUCUCUCGCUCAGCGAAGUCCCCAAAAGGCUCAUUGUUAUCGGAGCUGGUGUUAUCGGUUUGGAAUUAGGCUCAGUCUGGCAGAGGCUGGGUUCCGACGUAACUGCGGUGGAGUUCAUGCCGACGAUCGGCGGCAUGGGUAUCGACGGAGAAGUUAGCAAAACUAUGCAGAAGAUCCUCACCAAGCAAGGUUUGAAGUUCAAGCUGGGUACGAAGGUCACGAGCGCUGCGAAACGAGGCAACGAGAUCGUGGUGUCCGUCGAGGAUGCGAAAGACCCUAGCAAGAAGGAGGACAUAGCGUGCGACGUGUUGCUGGUGUGCGUCGGCAGGAGGCCGUACACGAACAACUUGGGUUUGGAGGAUAUGGGCAUCGAGAGGGACGAGAAGGGCAGAAUACCUGUCAACAAUCGAUUCCAGACAGUGGUACCCAGUAUUUUUGCCAUUGGAGACUGUAUUCAUGGCCCGAUGUUGGCUCACAAGGCGGAGGAUGAGGGCAUAAUUACAGUGGAGGGUAUUGCUGGAGGAGCGGUUCAUAUAGACUACAACUGCGUCCCAAGUGUAAUAUACACGCAUCCUGAGGUCAGUUGGGUCGGCAAGACGGAGGAAGAUCUGAAGAAAGAGGGUAUCGACUUUAAGGUCGGUAAAUUCCCGUUCAUGGCGAAUUCCCGAGCGAAAACGAAUCUGGAAACCGACGGUUUCGCCAAGGUGCUCGCCGACAGCAACACGGAUAAAAUUCUGGGCGUUCACAUGAUCGGACCGACUGCGGGCGAGCUCAUAAACGAGGCGGUUCUUGCAAUGGAAUACGGUGCUAGCGCGGAAGACGUUGCACGUGUAUGCCACGCACAUCCGACAUGCGCCGAGGCACUUAGGGAAGCACAUUUGUCAGCCUACGCUGGAAAACCCAUCAACUUCUAAGUUUCCGCGGGAGAUAGAUAAAUCAUCAACGCCCGUUAGUCCGUAUUCUCAUCGCGUGUUUGGCAUUUAAUGCGAUCGCUGAAGCAGAUUUCGUAUAGAAUACAUCGCGCAGCUGAACAUACUGUGCACAUUCUGUGCUAAAUGCGCGACGAAAACGCGGCUCGUUUGACACUUCGUCGUAGCCUUGAUCUAGUCUACGUAUCAAUGUCACACAUGACGCGCGUACUUAACAUAAGUUGUAUAUCCUCGCUUGAACGCAGGAGAACACGUUUUAAGUAUUUACAGUUGUAAAUAAACAUUGUAAACCGUUACUUAAAAAAACUAAUUACUCGCCUUAUAUUAAACUUCUAUCAAAUGAAACCAUUGCAUUUACUGCGAAUAAAAGAAAAGUUUUAUGUUGCGCAA
This is a messenger RNA of Odontomachus brunneus, 2055 nucleotides long. Its product is annotated as dihydrolipoyl dehydrogenase, mitochondrial. Gene Ontology annotation, molecular function: flavin adenine dinucleotide binding; dihydrolipoyl dehydrogenase (NADH) activity. Bases 124 to 1650 code for a protein of 508 amino acids. Gene Ontology annotation, cellular component: oxoglutarate dehydrogenase complex; mitochondrion. NCBI's taxonomy places the organism in Eukaryota, Metazoa, Arthropoda, Insecta, Hymenoptera, Formicidae. The transcript is spliced from 7 exons. The record is from RefSeq and is a predicted model, not a curated record.